UUUUGUACUGAUGUAUUCGCCUUUUUUAAAAUGAGAACGUGACAAAACUUUAAUUUAAUUCAUCGAACGAAACCAUUUAAUUUAGAAAAAAAAAUAUCUGUCGCGCGUCUUGAUGUUCAAUUUUUAUUUAUUUACUUAGUGAUGAAGAACCUCUUGGUUACGGCGUGGUAGUACCUUCUGCUCGCUUGAUUAUCCGCAUUUUCUUCAAAUUUUAGCUCUUUACGAAUUUUGUUGAGUAAGGUCAAGGAAUAUACAUUAUACACGAAUAUAAUUAUAAGCUAAAAUGGAAGAACUGAAUGGGGACCUGUAUGGGGAUGGUCUGGUUAUUUUACCCGAAGAAGGGUCUCUGGAGCCCACCGAUAAUGGGAAUCAAGAGCAAAAUUGUAACAUUUGCGACAAUAAGUUAUGCAGUCCUCGAGUAUUAUCUUGUCUUCAUGUUUUCUGCGAAGCAUGCAUAGACAAACUGAUGGUGAAUGAAGCAGGAGACACACUAAAGUAUGAUUUGGCCGUGGAAUGCCCAAUAUGCAAACAGGAAACGAAGAUUUCUGGUGGUGGAGCUGCUUCUCUUCCAUCAGACUAUGUCCUCACCAACAUUCUGGAUGUCUCAGCCAUGGACCAAUCGGUGGUCUGCACUUGCUGCAAGAGCAAGGAGCCAGCAGUAGCCAGAUGUACUGACUGCUCCCACUUCUUGUGUUCCAACUGCAACUCAGCUCACGAGUUCAUGAGAUGCUUCGAAAACCACCGAGUCGUACCGUUCGAUGCCUUGCGGUCAUCCAAAGAGAAAGCCGCCGUGCACAAGCCAAUUUUCUGUUCGCGUCACAUCGGAGAGAGCCUGAAGUUUUAUUGCUGCGAAUGCGAAGUCGGAGCUUGCACGGAAUGCCUUACUAUCGAGCACAAGGUUGGAGAACAUCGCUGCGAGCGCAUCGUCGACGCCGAACCCAAUCUGCGAGCCGAGCUCAGGACCCUCAUCACCGAGGCCACCGCGCGGGCGGCCGCGGCCGGCAGCGCCUCCGCCCGCCUCGACGACGCGCUCGGCGACCUGCAGCGUCAGCGCGAUGACGCCGAAAAUGUUAUUAAUGAGGCUUUCCACGCGUAUAAAGCGGCUCUCGAGAGACGCCGCGAAAAGGCCCUCGAGGAACUCGAGCGGCUCCACAAGGAGCGGGAACUCAAGGUCAUGGAUCUGUUCGACAGGGUAGACAAGACCGUGCAACGCAUCGACACCGCAUGCAAAUUCGCAGCGAGGCUUCUCAAUUCCGGUGACGGUACCGAAAUCGUGAUGUUAAAAAAGACCGUGGCGUCUCAAUUCUCUCGCUUACUGGAAGGAGCCCCCGAAUUUGACGUCGAUUACUCUGUGGAAUUCGUAUCUAAAAUCGAUAAGUUCGAUGCUAUCACCGAGGACACCUUCGGAGUUUUCCGCACCGAAGCGACUCGCGCCGAAGAGCGAAAGCGCGCCAGCGAGUCAUCGGCGAUCGUCUCCGUGAUCAACUCUCACUCGCCCGCCGUGUCCGUGACCAACACGCCCGUGUUCGACGACUAUCGCCGCAUCACCGGGGUCGGAAACAUCGUGGGCGUGCCGGGAGUGAGCGGAGUGCCCACCAUCGGGGUCCCGGGCGUGGGGCCGGUCGUGAACAACAGCGUGAUCCCGGGAGUGGGCAGCGUGAACAGCGUGCCGACGCUGCCGUGCGCGUCCAUGGUGGAGUACAACCUGCAGCAGCUGGCCAGCAUCGCCGAGAAGGACGCGCCGCCGCCGCCGCACGCGUCGCCCGCGCCCGCCUUGACGCUGGCCGAGCUGCUCGCCCAGGACCUGAACUCGCCUCAGGCGUACAACAACCUGCAGGCGCUCGCCAAAUUGGGCUUGAACACGGAAGUGAACGGGUUCGGCGGAGUGGGCGGCAUGGGCGGGCGCGGCGUGUCGCCGGGGCGGCCGCUGCUCACGGCGGCGGAGGAGGCGGCGCUGGUGGCGCCGCCCGCGCCGCUGGUGCGCGCCACCAAGGCCACGCCCAUGCACAUCCGGUUCAAGUUCGGACAGCUGGGCGGCGGCAAGGGCCAGUUCAACUCCCCGCACGGGUUCUGUCUCGGGAACGACGAGGACAUCAUCGUCGCGGACACCAAUAAUCAUCGUAUUACGGUUUUCGACAAAUCCGGCAACCACAAGUUCAACUUCGGUGUAGCUGGCAAGGAAGAGGGGCAGUUGUGGUACCCGCGCAAGGUGGCCGUAGUGCGUGCCACCGGCAAGUUCGUGGUCUGCGACCGCGGGAAUGAGCGCUCGCGCAUGCAGAUCUUCACCAAGAAUGGACACUUCCUUAAGAAGAUUGCGGUGCGCUUCAUCGACAUCGUGGCCGGAUUGGCCGUGACCGCAGAAGGGCUGAUCGUGGCCGUGGACAGCGUCACACCCACCGUUUUCAUCCUGUCGGAGGAGGGCGACCUCAUGAGCUGGUUCGACUGCAGCGAGUGCAUGAGGGAGCCGUCGGACAUCGCCAUAAGCGGCAAAGAAUUCUACGUGUGCGACUUCAAAGGUCACUGCGUGGUCGUAUUCGACGACGAAGGGCACUUCCUGCGACGCAUCGGCUGCGAGAACGUGACCAACUUCCCCAACGGGAUCGACGUGUCGGACGCGGGCGACGUGCUUAUCGGGGACUCGCACGGCAACAAGUUCCAUGUGGCCGUGUUCUCGCGUGACGGCGUGCUGGUCACGGAGUUCGAGUGCCCCUACGUCAAGGUGUCGCGUUGCUGCGGUUUGAAGAUAACCUCCGAAGGCUACAUAGUCACUCUGGCUAAGAAUAACCACCAUGUACUAGUCCUCAACACCCUAUACAUUGUCUGAGGAGCAACUCGAUGGCUGUAAGUCUGCAUACUACAAGAUCUCACAUUUAUUCCCUUUAUUUUAUAUUUAAUUGCUGUUUUACAAGCUUAACAUUUUUUGCUAAACCAGUAUUUGAUUUUUGUUAUUUUGUGUUAAAUUUCAUGUUAUGUUUAGUCGGAUAUACCACCCUGUCUGCAUGCAGUGAGCUACCUAAACCCUAUACAGUAGUCUCCAUGUUUAAAUAAGUAAACGGAGACUAGUUACUACUAGGUAUGUUACUGUUUGUAGACAGGAUUUUCAAGUCAUUAUUUCCAAAGCACUGAGUACUUGCGUAUAUUUGUCGGUUUGUUUUCGUCUCAUUUUAUGAUUGCAUUUAGUUAUAGUGAAGGAAAAUCCAAAGUUUAGUGUAUUUGUUUUUAUUAUACAUAUUAUUUGUUUCCUAAAUUUAGCAGCUGGUAUGGUUCCUAGUUCGAGUGAAGUUAAUACAUGUCAAUUAGGGGACUGCGUGGGAGUGUCGCCUCGUUCCAAAAGUUGCAUCCGACAUGUUACCGAGCCCAUAGCGGCGCCGUGAUAUCGUGAUACCGUGAUACCGCGUGCAGUUGUACACGCACACUGUACACGUAGCUCAGUCAUUCGCUUGAUAGUGAACAUACGAACGCACAAUUGAGUUUUGUUAACGAAAUUUUAGUCCUGCAAUGACCAAAGGAGGCGACACUAAAAUAAC
Messenger RNA from Leguminivora glycinivorella, 3527 nucleotides. It is a transcript of the gene mei-P26, whose product is annotated as brain tumor protein-like. Gene Ontology annotation, cellular component: nucleoplasm; chromatin. Gene Ontology annotation, biological process: positive regulation of DNA-templated transcription. Lineage: Eukaryota; Metazoa; Arthropoda; Insecta; Lepidoptera; Tortricidae. The record is from RefSeq and is a predicted model, not a curated record. Gene Ontology annotation, molecular function: ubiquitin-protein transferase activity; protein binding; zinc ion binding.